This is a messenger RNA of Coregonus clupeaformis (lake whitefish), 1056 nucleotides long. Its product is annotated as polymeric immunoglobulin receptor-like. The record is from RefSeq and is a predicted model, not a curated record. Lineage: Eukaryota; Metazoa; Chordata; Actinopteri; Salmoniformes; Salmonidae. Bases 55 to 1056 code for a protein of 333 amino acids. The transcript is spliced from 6 exons.
GCAUUAUAUCAGGACAUAUAGACACCUGGACCAACCUGGAGAGAACACAACAAGAUGAGGAUCCUGCUCAUUGUCAUCCUCCUCUCCUUCAUGACAGGUUGUUUGAGCUCCUUCAAAGUGACAGGAUACUCUGGAGGAACUGUCAUCAUCUACUGUAAAUAUUCACAUCAGCAUGACAACAAUCAAAAAUAUUUCAGUGAUGGCAACGGCAAGGAUAUAAUCAGAACUGGAUUGAAGAACAGCUGGCAGCACAGUGGUAGAUUCUCUCUGUAUGACAACACUGGGAGAAACUACUUCAAGGUGAUCAUCAGACAACUGACUAAACAAGAUGAAGAGACCUACUGGUGUGGAGUGGACAAACUGGUCUUUCCUGACAGUUACACCAAGGUAGAGCUGGAUGUGAAGAAGGAUGACUGCUGUGAGAAGUCAGUCACAGAUACGGUCUAUCUGGGAGGAGAAGCUACCAUCAGCUGCAACUAUCCAGAGGGCCGCGAGUACAGCACCAAGUAUUUCUGCAAGGAAAGCAAAGACUUCAAGACUUGUGUUUAUAUGAUCGCUGCUUACCAGAGAACUGCUAAAGCUGGGCGUUUCUCUGUAUCUGACAACAGAAGAGUGAAAUCCUACUCAGUGACCAUCAGUGACCUGACUGAAGAUGAUACUGGGACCUACUGGAACAAGAGUAACCACCCUGUCUUUACACACCUCAACAGGAACAAGAGUAACCACCCUGUCUUUACACACCUCAACAGGAACAAGAGUAACCACCCUGUCUUUACACACCUCAACAGGAACAAGAGUAACCACCCUGUCUUUACACACCUCAACAGGAACAAGAGUAACCACCCUGUCUUUAUACAACUCAACAGGAACAAGACAAAAAAAAUGGUUUUUAGUGGCUCCACCCAACACCACCGCCACAACAACAACAACAACAACAACAACAACAACAACAACUACAGCACUUCCAUCCUCAGCCACAACCGCCUUCAUCUCACCGUCACCAUCACCAUUAUCACCAUCACCACCGUCCACAUCAUCACUAUACAGAUCUGGUGA